AUGGCGGCCGCGGCGGGAGUCGCCCUGGCGCUCUGCGGUGGCGGCCAGGUCGAGCUGCUCGUGGCCUUCCUGGCCUUCCUCAGGACGGCCUGGGCGGCCUCACGGGACGGUUUCCCGGCUCCAAGGGCCAUUCGGACGUGCAAGAAGUGCGUGGAGGUUCCGCAGCAGCAGCAGCGCAGUCAGCAGCUGCCGAGGAUGCGGGUGCCAGCUGCCCCCGAGGGUUCGGCCGAUUACUCAGCGGGCCGAGUGCUCCAAGGGCCACUUCGGCCGAAGGGAGCCCUGUCCCAGCCGUUGGCAGAAGACGGCGUUGCCGCUGUGCUGCGCGAUGGCGCUCCCCAGGUCGGUCGAGGGCACUCUGACUGCCAGAAGUACGUCAAGCUGAUCAUGGACUGCGGCCGCGCAAAGCAGUGCGGGAAGGCCCUGGAGCUGCUGACGGAGAUGCGGCGGAAGUCCAUCGAGCCCAACGUGGCGGUCUUCACCGCGCUGAUCAGCGCCUGCGAUAAGGGAAAGCAGCCUAAGAUGGCCCUCGAACUCUUCGACACGAUGCAGAAGGAGGGCGUGGAGCCUACCGUGGUCACGUACAACGCGCUCAUCAGCGCAUGCGGCAACGGGCGGAUGUCAGAGAAGGCCCUGGAGAUGUUCGGGAAAAUGAGGGAAAGAGGCCUGGAACCCAAUGUCGUCACCUACACGUCGCUGAUCCGCGCGUGCGGGCAGAGCCAAGAACCGCAGCGCGCCUGGCAGGUCUACGACGCCAUGACAGCUGCUGGCGAGGAGCCCAACGUCAUCACCUUCAGCUCCCUGAUGCAGGCGGCCGAGAGGUGCUCGGAUCCGGAGAGGGCCCUCCGCAUCUUCGUCGAGAUGGAGGAGGCAGGCAUCGCGCCCCCCGUGCACGCGCACAGCUCCUUGACGAACAGCUGGAGGAGCUUGCCCGUGUCGCGCGCGCUGGAGGCCAUCCGCUGCAUGGAGAACGAGGGCAGGCCGCCCAGCAAGUUCGCGAGAUCCACCGUCACGAGCGUGUGCGACGAGGUCGCCUCUGGCGGCCGGAGGGCAGGCGCAGGGGCCGCCGUUGCCGCCGAGGGCGGUGCGGAGGAGCGGGCAGGCGAGGGCGUGGUGCCGAGCAGCACCGCGGCCUACAACGCCCGGAUCCACGCCUACAGCAGGGGCAAGGCUCCCGAGGACGCGCUGAGGGUGCUGGCGGAGAUGAAGCAGAGGGGCCCCAAGCCGGACACGGCUACUUACCAGGCCGUCAUCCGGGCUUGCGAGAAUGGCAGGAUGCCCCAGCAGGCGAUGAAUCUGUUUCAGGAGAUGAUGGACCAGGGAAUGUCCCCGGACGUCAUUGUCUGCAAUUGCGCCCUCCGCUGCUGCGAGCAGCUGCGCAACGCGGAGGUGGCCAAGGAGGUCUUCGAAAAGAUGAGGGAGCUCCGAGUGACUCCUGACGCGAACACCUACGGCACCCUGAUCAGCGUCUACGGCAAGUGUAAGUGUUGCAACAUGGCCAUGGACCUGUUCAAGGAGAUGCUGGACAGCGGGCUGACGCCUACGUGCUAUGCCUACAACGCCGCCAUUUCUGCCUGCGGCCACUCGAAGCGCAUAGGAAUGGCUAUGGACCUCUUCCGUGGCAUGAAGGAGGCGAAGGUCGUGCCCGACGCCUUCACGUACGGCGCCCUCAUCAGCGCCUGCGAGAAACGCUUGUGGGACGAUCAAGCCGAGAAGCUAUUCCGCGAGAUGGAGGCCAACGGGCCCGAGCCCGACGUCGUCGCCUACACCGCGCUGAUCAGCUGCUGGGCCAAGAGCAAGAAGCCAGACAAGGCCAUCCAGCUGCUGGAGGAGAUGCAGUCCAAAGGCGUGGCCCCGAAUGCCAUCACCUACAGCACGCUGGCGUGGGCGUUCGAGAAGGUCGGCGACGCGGCCAAGGUCCGGGAGUUCAAAGAGAAGGAGGCCGAAUGCAUCCGUUCCCGGGGCAGGAAGGAGGACGCGUACAUUCAACGCUCGCCCUCGGCCGCGGCCUGUCACUCCCGUCCGAUGAGGAUCGGACGCAGCGCACGCGAUGCCCGGACGCUCUGA
Molecule: messenger RNA, 2064 nt
Organism: Prorocentrum cordatum
Lineage: Eukaryota; Dinophyceae; Prorocentrales; Prorocentraceae
Source: the annotation of a GenBank genome assembly